Molecule: messenger RNA, 186 nt
Organism: Stylonychia lemnae
Lineage: Eukaryota; Ciliophora; Spirotrichea; Sporadotrichida; Oxytrichidae
Source: the annotation of a GenBank genome assembly
AUGGAUUCCUUCACCUUUUCCUUCAUCAGUUUUAUUAAUUAGAGAUAAAGAGCUGAUGCCUUAGGACAACCUUAAAGAGAAAUAUCUUAAUGGUUUAGACUAAACUCUGGCAUCUUCAAGAAAUGGGCAUUCUCCAUUAUUUACAUGGGAUUAUUUAAUGACUAAGAAUUUAUAAGAUCAUGUUGA